UGCUGAAUGGUUUGCAGUGUAUGUGUGCAAAUCAGAAGAGAUGUUUUGUGCAAUUAAGGCCCUCUUGAAAUGCAAGAAAUCCAAAGGAAAAAGAAGGAUUUUUCAGCUGAUCAGUGGUGGUUCUAUUGUCAGUGCUGAGGCAGUAUGGGAUCACGUCACCAUGGCCAACCGGGAGUUGGCAUUUAAAGCAGGAGACGUUAUCAAGGUCCUGGAUGCUUCCAACAAGGACUGGUGGUGGGGUCAGAUUGAUGAUGAAGAAGGAUGGUUUCCCGCCAGCUUCGUAAGGCUAUGGGUGAACCAAGAAGACGGAGUAGAGGAAGGAACCAGCGAAGUACAGAAUGGCCAUUUGGAUCCAAGUGCCGACUGCCUCUGCCUUGGCAGAACCCUUCAGAACCGAGACCAGAUGAGAGCUAAUGUAAUCAAUGAAAUCAUGAGCACAGAGCGCCAUUAUAUCAAGCACCUCAAGGACAUUUGUGAGGGUUAUUUAAAGCAGUGCCGGAAGAGGAGAGACAUGUUCAGCGAUGAGCAGUUGAAGGUCAUAUUUGGCAACAUUGAAGAUAUCUAUAGGUUUCAGAUGGGUUUUGUCCGGGACUUGGAGAAACAGUAUAACAAUGAGGACCCCCACCUCAGUGAAAUUGGACCUUGCUUCCUGGAACAUCAAGACGGGUUCUGGAUCUACUCAGAGUACUGUAACAAUCACUUGGAUGCAUGCAUGGAGCUCUCCAAGCUGAUGAAAGAUGGCAGGUACCAGCAUUUCUUUGAAGCGUGUCGUCUGUUGCAGCAGAUGAUUGAUAUUGCCAUAGAUGGUUUCCUUUUGACACCAGUGCAGAAGAUCUGCAAAUACCCCUUGCAGCUGGCAGAGUUACUGAAGUACACCGCGCAGGAUCACAGUGACUACAGGUACGUGGCUGCUGCACUUGCAGUCAUGAGAAACGUGACUCAACAGAUCAAUGAGCGAAAACGGAGACUGGAGAACAUUGACAAGAUAGCUCAGUGGCAGGCCUCAGUCCUGGACUGGGAGGGAGAUGACAUCCUGGAUCGGAGCUCCGAGUUGAUUUACACAGGGGAGAUGUCCUGGAUUUACCAGCCGUAUGGACGGAACCAGCAGCGCGUUUUCUUCCUCUUCGAUCACCAGCUGGUUCUCUGCAAAAAGGACCUGAUACGAAGAGAUAUCCUAUACUACAAAGGUCGCAUUGACAUGGAUAAAUAUGAGGUGGUGGAUAUAGAAGAUGGGAGAGAUGAUGACUUCAACGUCAGCAUGAAGAAUGCCUUUAAACUUCAUAACAAGGAGACUGAUGAAAUGCACUUAUUCUUUGCCAAGAAGCUGGAAGAGAAAUUGCGAUGGCUGAGAGCUUUCAGAGAAGAAAGGAAGAUGGUACAAGAAGAUGAAAAGAUAGGCUUUGAAAUUUCUGAAAAUCAAAAGCGACAAGCGGCAAUGACAGUAAGGAAAGUCAGUAAGCAAAAAGGUGUCAGCUACUCCAGGUCGGUUCCUCCAGCCUACCCGCCACCCCAGGAUCCAUUAAAUCAGGGACAAUACAUGGUGACAGAUGGCAUAUCCCAGUCCCAGGUCUUCGAAUUCACCGAACCCAAACGCAGUCAGUCACCAUUCUGGCAAAACUUCAGCAGGACAUGCAAGAAUUGUCUGGAUGGGGCGCCAGUAUGUCAGGAUAGCAGACACACCAGAAUCAGCACCAGCCUCUACAGUCCCAGUUCAACAUCCUCCAAUGCAAAACAAUGCAUGAGCGAUUACUUCAUAAAGAAAACAUAAGAGUCCUGAAGAGGUGCUUCGAACAUGGACAUCUGGUUCUGAAGUAGACAUCACUCCCUGCCACCCCACCCCCUGCCCUUCUGCCAGAGAAGAAAGUUGUUAACAGGAUUUUGGGAAAAGAGGAAAAAAAGGGAUACAUGUGGCUCUAAUUCUUAUUCUGUCUGUGGUCCCAAUUGUUGUAGUGUACUAGUGCCUCACAAUUUUCUAUUUAUUAUCCUCACAACCCCUGUGAGGCAGGGAUUCUCUGUUCUCUCUGUUUUACAGAAUGGGAGCUAAGGGGGCAGAUUUUAAAAGGCAUUUAGGCACCUGGCAAGACUUUUGGAAGAGUCUAGGUGCCUAGUUCCCAUUUAACUCGAUGGGAGUUGGAUUUCAAUGGAAAUUAAUUGCCUUUGAGAAUCUGCAUUUAAGUGACUUGACCAAGGUCACACACAAGUCCACAGAAGAGCAAGGAAUUGAGUGUUCCACCCUGGUCUUCUAAGUUGCAAAUUAACAUCCUAAUCAUUCUGUUAUCCGCUCGUCAUUACUGUUAGGACAAUCACUUCUAUAAUGGAGUUUAUGGGUACAUCUUGGCUUUGUUUACCUUUAUAACAGUUGAGAAGCAUUUCUUUGGAUAUGAUUUGUCAAGCUAUGCAGUAGAACAUGUACUGGUAUGGUGUUGUGUAUAAACGAAUCUGAUCUGCACAGCAUUGAGGUUCACGGGAGCUUUUCCAUUGGUUUCAAAGGGAGAGGGAUUGUGCCUUUAGCAAAAUCUGCCCUAAACAGUCAUGCAUAAGGGUCUAGGGAACAAAAUGUCUUAUGGUAGCAGAGUGGGAACCCCUAACUCACAUAGAAUGGGACAGAAGAAUGUUUUGCAAUGAGUUGUCUCAUUUUAAUCAAUGGGACUUCACAAAAGUAGGUAGUCAGUGCAACUAGAGCAUGCGGUGACAGAAUCAAGCCCGUGGUGAAGAUUGGGCCAGAUUCUUCUUUCAGGUACAACUAGUAUAAACUGGAGAAACUCCCUUGACUACACCAGCGUUACUCCAGAUUUAUACCAGAUAUAACUGAAGACAGAAUUUGACUCAUGCUUUAACUAAUGCUUGGAACAACAACAUUGGUGCAGUGACCUGGUAAAUACUUGAAGGUACUUUGAUGUGGUCAUUUUAAGCCUAGGACUUUUCUACUGAAGAUACCAUUAUUGGUGCAGGGUGGAUUGGUUGAUGCUACACUGUGUUUUCUGUAGAUGGUAUUUUCAUUAACUUCAACAGGAGUGGUAGUCCAGUACAGAAUUUGCCAUUUCCGUCUGAAUGCCAGAUUGCUCCAAACAGAUGGUAGGGUUCCCUUAUGUAUAGCAAUGGAAGAAAAGGUUUAGCUUUCCAUUUCUCAUGGCAGAUUUCAAACGGAGAAGGUUGAAAAUGAGAUGGGUUUAUCUAUUCUACUUCAACUGAUCCUUCUUAUUGCGUCUGCUACAAGGUGUCUAAUUCUGGAGUUGAUUUAAUCAGGAAUGGUGCUUGACACUAGAAAAACAGAGUAGCCUAGCAAAAUAUGAGAAAUCCAGAGAUCAUAUGAACAAGUAUCAUACCUGGAGAGAGAGAAUUUAGUUUGAAACAGGACUGUACAAAGAAGAGAGAAUUAAAAGAAACAGUGCCAAAUUAACUCUCUGAUGGAGCCCUGGCAAGCUGAUUUGGAAAGACUUUUUAUCUCACCAGACUCCACGGAAUAAAAGAAACAUUCCCUCACAGGAUUCACCAGACAAGCUCUAUUCAUCCCACAAUAGGAAGUUUUUGAGAGUUGUGGAGUUUCUUCGGACACGCGGUCUGAGGAUUCUGAGGAUAGAAGAACAUCUUCAACAAAUUACCUCAAAAAAGUCAUGAUCAUUACCUGGGUGAAUAUACACUGAAAAUAUUCAAAUUCUUGGGAACAUGAUCAACAAGGAAAUUAUUUCUGCUUUGAAACCUGCCAAGAGUUAUCCUAUUACACUUGACUGCAUCUAAGCCAUUAGUAAACGAGAGCAAAUGCCACUGAUUGUUAGAUCUGUUUGUGUGGAAGACACAAUGGAAACCAGGCAGAGAGACAAUCCAAAAACACUUUGUUGGGUUUUUGAGCAUGACAUACUCCACUGACAGUAGAAUGACAGAACCUCUUCUUGAACAGUCAAAAGAAAUGGAGAUUUCAUUCAGUGAUCUGAGUGGUCAAGGCUAUGGUAGUGGGACAACUAUGAAAGGCAAACAGUGGAGAGAAUUUGGGACUUUAGCAAGAGAGCAUUUUUUUCGGUCCUGAACAAUGUGCUUUCUUUUAAUCUUGUAUUCAACAUUGGUGCAAGUUAUUGCAUUGAAGUUGCAGUACUUUUUUAUAUGGAUCAAAGCAUUUGUGGGGGUUUCCACAGUCUCACAGUAACUUUAGGAUGUUAUGCACCAACAUGCGAUUAACCUAUUUCCAAAACCUUUAAGUGAAACAACAAGGGAUAGCCAAAUUGAUGGGAUCCAUGUAUUUUGGUGCCAACUUUCAGAAGUCUAUGAUACUUCAUUAUCCAUUGCCAAGACUUUAAACCUAAAGGGACCCACAGCAGCCAAAACUCAAAGCAAUACUGCAUUGUUGGCUCACAAAAUCUGUAAUUUGAAAUCUUUGCACAGUGUGGUACUUCAGUAUGAUAUGCCCUAUGAAGGCAGCACCACCCAUAAAAUGCUUAAGACAACAAUGUAAAUUCUGAUCAAACUAUGACUUGAAGGAUUUCCUUGUAAACUACCACUGUGAUAAAGGACUCACAUGCAUCCUUACUGAUGCUAAGAAACUGGCCAAUGAGCUGGAAAUUGAAGCUUUCCACAAGAAAAAUCAAACAGAGUAUGAACCCAAAAAAGCGAAUGUUUUAUUAUGAGGCCAGAGAUGAACCACUAACUAAUCUAGGAAACAACUGUAAAGUCAUUUUUCUUCUGUUAUGUUUAAGAUACUGUCAUUGGUCAUUUGAAGAGCACCACAAGCUGCUUGCCAAGGUGAGGGAGAGGGUUGCUAUUAUUUCUCUAAAACAUCAAAGGUGCCCUGCAAAGAACUGCAACAGCCAUGCUUUGUUUUAAGAAGGGCAUUAGAUGAUGAUCAGCUUGGUGCAGCAACAUCCUCUCACAUUAAUGCCCUGGAUCUUUGCAGUGGAUUUCAAGGUCUUGGCAGACAGCUGAAACCUAGAAUAAGCCCAAAAGUCACAUUGGAGUUUCUAUGCAAAAAUAAGUUUUUGUCCUCAUUUCCAAAGAUAUCUAUUGCCAUCAAGAUUCUGAGAACGUUGGCUGUGUCUGUCUGAAGCGGAGAGCAGCUUUCAGAAACAUAGAAAGAUAUACCUGCAUUCUGUGAUGGCUCGGUCUUGCCUUGUGUGCCUUGCUUUAAUUUCAAUUGAAAGCCAAACUUCAGGGAGUAGUUUCCUGUGCAGACAUCCCUUUACACAUCUUUGUGUUCUCCCAAUUCUGGACCAGCAGGUUUAACCUCUAGCUUAUUUUAGUAUAAUCUAAGAACUACUCUAAACAUAUGUCUGUGUGGCAAAAUAAAGGUUGAUCACAACAUGUGGUAAUAUAUCUAGCUAGCACGGGUAAGGAUAGCAGUAAAGACCCAGCAGCAUGUGCUUUAGCACAAGUUAGCAACCACGGGGUCUCUGAAGAGCUUAUAACCUGGUACUAGCACAUAUUUAAAGUCUAUGCUGCUGCAUCCUCACUGCUAUGUUACUCAUUCCAGCUUGGUAGGUAAGUACAAGCUAUGGUCAGGUCAUGCCUUCAUUUUGCUGUGUAGACAUGCUACAAACUGUUUCAUUGACUAGUGGUCACCAAAUGCCCUGCUCCACAUGCCCAACUGUGCCCAGCUGUGGCUGUAGGUGAUGAAGAUAAAGUGCCAAAAGGCCAUUUAAGAAUUCCUACAUGAGGGAAAGUCUGGAAGAGAAGGAGUUGGGGUAUCUGAACCAAAUGAGCUGGACAGGUGGGGAAGGCAGAAGAAUCAGAGAGAAAAGUAAAGAAAUGAGCAGGGAAGAGAGACUAGUUAAGCAAGAGGAGAAGACAGAUGGGAGGAAUGGCAAGCUGACUUGUCCAUGGUCUGGGUGGGCAAACUUGCUAUUAGGCAAAGCUUGAUUCUAAUCUCACACUUCUGUAUAUCCAGUUACUCCAGUGAGGGAAGCCUAGUUCAACCACUACAAAAAUCCUAGUGCAACUAGAUUUGAGUGAGCUGAGAACUGAAUUUGCAGCACUGCUACACAAACCAAGUUCAAAACUCCCAUGGACAUCAAUGGAAGCAAAGGGGGGGGUGGGGCAUGUACAGAACAAGCCCGUGAGAUCUGCACUGUACUUCAAUUACUAGACCCAGGAAAGGACAUCAGGGCUCCUAGCUACUAUUCCCAGGCCUGCCACUAGUUUGCAUGAUGACCCUGGGCAAGUCAUCAAAGGCCUCAUGCUAGAUUAAAGAAUGACUCCAGCUCCCACUGGCAUAGCUACAAGUUGUGAUGCUCACUUCCUCUGCCAAUAGGCCAUGAGUAUUUUUUCCUGCCUCUGUUUACAUUAUCUGCCCUCCCUUCCACACCUCCCCUCCCCCUCCCCCCCCCAGCCCCUG
Alligator sinensis (Chinese alligator) is the source of this 6319-nucleotide messenger RNA. RefSeq names its product Cdc42 guanine nucleotide exchange factor 9 (gene ARHGEF9). NCBI's taxonomy places the organism in Eukaryota, Metazoa, Chordata, Crocodylia, Alligatoridae. The transcript is spliced from 13 exons. The coding region runs from base 41 to 1768 and encodes 575 amino acids. The record is from RefSeq and is a predicted model, not a curated record. Gene Ontology annotation, molecular function: guanyl-nucleotide exchange factor activity; protein binding.